This is a messenger RNA of Staurois parvus, 419 nucleotides long. The record is from the annotation of a GenBank genome assembly. Lineage: Eukaryota; Metazoa; Chordata; Amphibia; Anura; Ranidae.
AUGCGCGGCGAUCGCCGGUCCGCUGUGUCCCUUGGACACAGCUGAUCACAUGUAAACACGGAAAUGCCGACAUGUACACUGAUGAUCAGUGUGCCCUGAUGAUCAGUGUGGCCCCAGUUGUGCCACCUGUCAGUGCUCAUCAGUGCCAGUGCCCAUCAGUGCCACAUCAAUGCCGCAUACCAGUGCACAUCAAUGCCACAUAUCAGUGCCCAUCUAAGCUGCCUUUCAGUGCCGCCUAUCAGUGCCCAUAAGUGAUGCCUGUCAAUGCCCAUCAGUGCAACCUACCAGUGCCUCCUCAUCAGUGCCCAUUAGUGCCACCUAUCAGUGUCCAUCAGUACAGCCUAUCAGUGCCCAUCACUGCAGCCUCAUUAGCGCACAUUAGUGAAGGAGAAAAAUCACUUAUUUACAAAAUUGUAUAA